CACUGAAAGGAGAUCUCCAUAGAUCAAUCUCUACUGUUUCCUUGAUUCUUCUCGAAUCCUCCAGGAGACGGUAUCUUUCUCUUUACUCAUUUCAGGCAUUAGAUCGAGUCACUGCAGAAGCUUGGAGUGAAAGGAUAAGAUUAUCCUCUGCUUUGUCAAUAAUUUCAAUGCUAAGGAACUUGUGGAAACAUCUUAGGAAUGUGCCCACCCAGAAGAGAUUUGGAAACGUGUGCAAUCAGAAGUUCUCUUCGUUGAGCAGAGAUGAUAAUCUCCCUGAACUUGAAGCGGAUGCUGAAAGAAAGAUAGGAUUGCUAUUGAAAAUGAUCUUUGCAGGAACAGCAACUUAUGUUGCUUACAAAUUUGUCCCUUACAUGGGUGAUAAUUUGGUGGAACAAUCAAUCUCGCUUUUACAUGUGAAGGAUCCUUUGUUUAAAAGAAUGGGUGCAUCCCGGAUAGCUCGUUUUGCUACUGACGAUGAAAGAAGGGUAAAAAUUGUAGAGUUGGGAGGAGAUCAGGACCUUCUAAACAUGUUGGAGUCAGCUAAAGAUGACCGUACACGCAAAGAAGCUCUAAAAGCUCUCCAGGCCCUUUCACAAUCAGAUGUUGUGGUCGAUGCUUUGCAUCAUGCGGGUGGCCUCAAAGUCAUACACUCUGCGCCAAUCUCAACUGACGAACCAGAUAUUGUGAAAUACAGAUCUAACAUAUUGAAGAGGUUUCAUGAUCUCAAAUACGACAUGUCAAUAUUAGAAGAUGAGAAAACCCCUUGAGAGAGAGAGAGAGAGAGAGAGAGAGAGAGAGAGAGCUUUAUAAAUUCAAUGCUUAGCUCUGGGCAUUGCAAUUUAACAUUUUGGAUCUUUUUAAUGCCGUGAACUGUGUUGUUUUGAUGAGGGAAAUAAGAACAAGUUGUGUCACUGAUUAAAUAAGAAACCUGUGGAUUGGAACAUCAUUUGUAAAAAUGUCCCAAAGAUGUUAAGGGAAUGACUUGAAAGUGACCACAUUACAGGUUUCCCACUGGUAAAGAUGGGUAGAGAAUUUUCUUUUUUGAGGAAUGUUAGCCUUAUGUUUUCUGUCACAUUCAUGACUGUGUAGUCAUCUAUAUACGUGCAUGUGACUGCAUGAGACAGAGAGACCACAGGGGCGUACAACAAGAGCUUGAGAGAGAGGCCGCAGUAAUAUACAACAAGAGCUUAGAUGAAGGCCGAUGAAGUAAUAGAUAGCUACCACCAACUUAUGCUAUCAUGCUUAUGCUACAGUUUGAAUGGACCACCUGCCCACUCCCAUUUUACGCGUUUUUUUUUCUUCUUAUUAAUAUUAUGACUAUUAUUAUUGUUGUUAGCUGUUAUACUAUUAUGUGCCGUGGAAGUAACCGCUUACUUUCAAGUAAAUGGGGUAGAAUGGGGACCAUUUUUACUGUU
This is a messenger RNA of Amborella trichopoda, 1415 nucleotides long. RefSeq names its product ARM repeat superfamily protein. NCBI's taxonomy places the organism in Eukaryota, Viridiplantae, Streptophyta, Magnoliopsida, Amborellales, Amborellaceae. The record is from RefSeq and is a predicted model, not a curated record.